Messenger RNA from Triticum urartu, 1826 nucleotides. Its product is annotated as pentatricopeptide repeat-containing protein At5g15010, mitochondrial. Gene Ontology annotation, molecular function: structural constituent of ribosome; protein binding. Gene Ontology annotation, cellular component: ribosome. Gene Ontology annotation, biological process: translation. The record is from RefSeq and is a predicted model, not a curated record. Lineage: Eukaryota; Viridiplantae; Streptophyta; Magnoliopsida; Poales; Poaceae.
UCGAUAGGAGGGCCAAAAUUAGGAUUGACAGUAGGAGUAGGAUUCAGGGGGAAAGUAGAGGGGCACACUGCAGAUCGAAGAAAGCACAGCCGCCGCCGAUGAGCGCGACGGAGAAGAGCACGGAGGGGGAGGGGGAGGGGGAGGAGGGGUCCCAGCGCGUGGAGGCGUUCCUCGACAUCCUCGGUCGCGUCCCGAUGGGGGAGGUGGAGGGGGCGCUGACCUCCUGCGGCGUUGGCCCGACGGCGGAGGCCGCGGAGCAGGUGCUCAAGUCCACCACCUGCUACGAGCGCCCCAAAUCGGCCGUCCGCUUCUUCCGCUGGGCGAAGGCGUCCGUGCAGCUCACCCCCUUGGCCUGGAACCUCCUCGUCGACAUCCUCGGUAAGGCCGCCAUGUUCGAUCCCAUGUGGGACGCCGUCCUCUCCAUGAGCCAGGAGGGCGGCCUCCUCUCCGUCGCCACAUUCGCCUCCAUGUUCGCCUCCUACUGCGCGCGCGGCAACUUCAAGGAAGCCGCCAUGGCCUUCGACGUCAUGGAGCGCCACGGCGUGACGCCGGACGCCGUUGCCCUCAACUCCCUCCUCGCCGCCAUGUGCCGCCGGGAUGGCGGCGGGCAGGCCGCGUGGGAGCUUUUCGAACGCUACAAGACCACGGUCGCGCCCGACGCGGACACCUUCGCGAUACUGCUCGAGGCGUGGGAGAAGGAGGGGAACGUCCAGCGCGCCAAGAGCACCUUCGGCGAGAUGGUCGUUCGCGUCGGGUGGGACGCCAGCAACAUGCCUGCCUACGAUGCUUUCCUCUCCACGCUUGUGCGAGGGGACCAGUUCAACGAGGCAUUGAAGUUCCUCCAGGUGAUGCGGACCAAGGGCUGCCUCCCGGGGCUCAAGUUCUUUGCCAACGCGAUCGCCCUUGUCGUCCGCAAGGGAGACCAUGCCAAUGCUAUUGCUAUCUGGCAAAUUAUGGUCUCGGAUGCCGGACUGGUUCCCAAUCUCCCAAUGUACAACGCCGUAAUUGGCCUCUGCUCUAGUGUCGGUAACACCGACUACGCCUUCCAGAUGCUCGAUGAAAUGCCCUUAAAUGGGGUCUUUGCAGAUUCUGAUACAUAUAAUUCCAUACUUGAGGGGCUCAUCAAGCAGCGCAAGGCUCGUGAGACUGAAGGUUUCCUCGCGGAGAUGAGCAAGAACGAGCAGCUGCCCUCGGCCUCCAACUGUGCUGCUGCUAUCAGCUUAUUUUCUCAGGAGUUUAACCCAUCUGCCGCAGUUGACGUGUGGCACUGCAUCGUGGAGCACCAAAUUACUCCGGCUGAGGAAUCAGCCAAAGAGCUAAUAGCUGGGCUUCUCGACUUUAGCAGGUUCGCCGAGGUGAAGAAAUAUACCGAUCAGAUGCUUGACAUGGGAAUUGAGUUGCCCCAGCCCACCAUUGAAAAAAUGAAGCGAGCAUUUUACAAGGCUGAGAGGCAUCACACAUAUGACCAAAUUGCACGAAGGUUGAAGCGGCGGUAACAACACAUUGAUGGUAUAAUUCAUUAGAAACGAGCCAGACAGAGAAGCUGCAGGAUGGGGUUUCAAAGUGGAACGUGGAUGGAAGUAGAUGUUGUUUUGCACCAGGUGGUUGUAUGGUAGAUGUUUCCUGGAAGUAUAGCAUUGUACUGUUGUACUGGGCAUGGAAGAGCAGUUUCUGAGAUAGCUGUAAUGCUGUACUUCGCAUUAACUGGAGUAGUCUGUUGCCUUUUCCUCUGCAGUGUUUGUUUGACUGUUGAUGGACAGGAAUAGGGAGAUUUCGUUUCUUGCUCAAAUAUAAAAGCUUCUGAAAAACCGAGGUAGAUUCAGGAG